Messenger RNA from Acanthoscelides obtectus, 303 nucleotides. The record is from the annotation of a GenBank genome assembly. NCBI's taxonomy places the organism in Eukaryota, Metazoa, Arthropoda, Insecta, Coleoptera, Chrysomelidae.
AUGGUAGGCUUGACAACCGAUGGCGCUCCAGCUAUGGUGGGUAGUGAUAAGGGUCCCGUGGAGUUAUGUCGUAAAGAUGAAAGUUUUCUGCAAUUCCUCUGUUACCACUUUAUUAUCCAUCAGCAAGCGUUAUGUGGACAUUUUCUAAAACUAAACAACGUUAUGAAAUUGGUAGUAAAAAUUGUGAAGAUUAGAGCUCGAGCAUUACAAAGAAGAUUAUUCAAAACCUUGGCCGAUGAUAUUGACUGUCAAUACGUGGAACUACUUCUUCACUCUGAUGGUUUAGUAGGGCACGAGUGCUGA